UUUCACAAUAAAUAUUCAAUUAUGGACGAAAGUCGAAAGUCUCGUGUUAUCCUUGAAGAAUAUGGCGUACCUAAUGCUUCCGAAUAUACAAAUUAUCAACCGCAAUACGAUUGGAAUUUACACAAUUAUAGAAAAGAAUUCAAAAUACAAGUUGUAAGGGAGUCUGAAGGCGAACGAGAAUUAGAAUUUGAUUUAGUAGGUUAUCCUGUUGGUUUUGCCAAUGCAUUUCGUAGAGUUCUUCUCAGUGAAGUGCCAACCAUGGCCAUAGAAAAAGUUUAUAUUAUAAAUAACACAAGUUUGAUCCAAGAUGAAGUGUUAGCUCACAGGUUAGGUCUCAUACCGCUACAAGCCGAUCCUAGGCUAUUUGAAUAUCCUUCUUCUACUUCUAAAGAUGAGGACGAAGUUAGCGAUCAAGAUACAUUAAGAUAUGAGCUUAAAGUAUCAUGCACUUGGAACCUUCAAGCGCCCAAAGAUUCUCGAAGAACGACUGACAUGUACAAGAAUAGCAAUGUGUACAGCAGAGACAUUAAAUGGGUUCCAAUUGGACGUCAAGCAGAACUUCACCCUCGAGGUAUGGAACAAUUAGGCGUCUUAGAAAAUGAUAUCUUGAUAUGUAAAAUGCGUCCCGGUCAAGAAAUCCAUGCUUUUAUGCACGCAGUGAAAGGAAUCGGGCGAGAUCAUGCUAAAUUUUCUCCCGUAGCUACAGCAUCGUACAGAUUGUUGCCGGACAUACAACUAGUAAAACCGGUUAAAGGUGAAAUGGCAGAUCGCUUAAAGAAUUGCUUCAGUAUCGGCGUCAUAGAAGUAGUCGAACAAAAAUCAGGCGAUCCAGAUUCUCGCGAAGCAAGGGUGAAAAAUCCUCGCUAUGAUAGUUGUUCUAGGAAUGUGUUUCAGCACGAGGACCUCAAAACAUGCGUACGUUUGAGCAGAGUACGAAAUCAUGUAAUUUUUACCAUCGAAUCAGUGGGAACGUUACCGCCAGCUGUAUUAUUUGUAGAGGCUGUGAAAAUUCUUAAAGGAAAGUGUAAAACUUUUUUAGAAGAACUUGAGAACAUUGGUCAAUAAAUAUAUUUGUAAUUUUAC
This is a messenger RNA of Colletes gigas, 1083 nucleotides long. RefSeq names its product DNA-directed RNA polymerases I and III subunit RPAC1 (gene Polr1C). Gene Ontology annotation, cellular component: RNA polymerase III complex; RNA polymerase I complex. Bases 22 to 1065 code for a protein of 347 amino acids. NCBI's taxonomy places the organism in Eukaryota, Metazoa, Arthropoda, Insecta, Hymenoptera, Colletidae. The transcript has 7 exons. Gene Ontology annotation, molecular function: DNA binding; protein dimerization activity. Gene Ontology annotation, biological process: DNA-templated transcription. The record is from RefSeq and is a predicted model, not a curated record.